CAAACUGAAGCUCACUGUGUCCGUCCAGCCUGCACGCGCUCAGUCAAACGGCUCAUCCUACCUGAGACCAGGACGCCAAACUUCAGCUGCACGGAGUGUGUGUGUGUGUGUGUGCGCGUGGCAGCGGGCCCGGUGCUCUGGAGGACUCAUGGCAGUUGUGAGGAGCGGAUCAGGAGCGACCAGAGCCCGGCAGAGAGGACACCCGGCAGCAGCCCUCGCUCUGCUCACGCUGCUGUCGGCGCUGCUCACCUGCUGCGUCAGGUGUGCGGAACCGAGCGCCAAACCCAGCAACAUCAUCCUGAUCGUCGCCGACGAUCAGGAUGUUGAGCUGGGGGGGAUGACCCCAAUGAAGAAAACUAAAGCUCUGAUUGGAGAUGCAGGAGCAACGUUUGUGAACGCUUUCACGGUGACGCCGCUGUGCUGCCCCAGCAGGAGCAGCAUCCUGACGGGGCGGUACCCCCACAACCACGAGGUGAGGAACAACUCCCUGUCUGGGAACUGCUCCAGCGCUCUGUGGCAGACAGGCCCCGAGUCGGAGGCCUUCCCCGUCUUCCUCAGCAAGCAGAAGUACCAGACGUUCUUCGCCGGGAAGUAUCUCAACCAGUAUGGGAAGAAAGACGGAGGAGACGUUGGUCAUGUUCCACCUGGCUGGAACCAGUGGCAUGCACUGGUGGGGAACUCGCAGUACUACAACUACACACUGUCAGUCAACGGCAAGGAAGAAAAGCAUGGAGACCUUUAUGAGGAGGAUUACCUCACAGACCUCAUCACGAACCGGUCCCUUUCCUUCCUGGAGAACAGGAUCCCUCAGCAACCAUUCUUCCUCAUGCUGUCUCCUCCAGCUCCUCACUCCCCCUGGACGGCAGCACCGCAGUACCAGAAGGAGUUUGGCGAUGUUAAGGCUCCUCGAGACGGCAGCUUUGACAAACCCGGGAAGGACAAACACUGGCUGCUGCGUCAACCCGUCAACCCCAUGUCCAGCAGCUCGCUCGCCUUCCUGGACAACGCAUACAGGAAACGGUGGCAGACUCUGCUCUCUGUGGACGACAUGGUGGAGCUGCUGGUCAAGAAGCUCGACAGCAUAAAGGAACUGGACAACACCUACAUCUUCUACACCUCGGACAACGGCUACCACACAGGUCAGUUCUCCCUGCCCAUCGACAAGAGGCAGCUGUACGAAUUUGACAUCAGGAUCCCGCUCAUGGUCCGCGGUCCUGGCAUCAAACCCAACCAGACGCUGCAGGCUCCUGUGCUGAACAUCGACCUGGCUCCCACCUUCCUGGACAUAUCUGGCGUCAACCUGUCGACUGUGAAUGUGGACGGACAGUCUUUCCUCUCUCAGAUGGCGCCAUCGCUGCGUAAUGGCACCGCGCGCCCCUUUUUCCUGGUUGAAUACACCGGAGAGGGACUUCCAACUACGGACCCUGCUUGUCCCAAACUGGGCCCUGGACUGUCUCAAUGUUUCCCAGACUGCGUGUGCGAAGACGCCUACAACAACACCUACGCCUGUGUCCGGACCCUCGACAGCGAGAACAACCUUCAGUACUGCGAGUUCGCGGACAGCGAGUCGUUCGUGGAAGUGUAUAACCUGAAGCUGGACCCCCACCAGCUGGAGAACAUCAUCAAGAAGGUGGAUCCACUGGUGCUGCAGGCGAUGAACCAGCGGCUCAUAAAGCUCCAGUCCUGUGAGGGCAACAGCUGCCGCGACAUCAAGUAAAGGAGCAGAAAAGCUGCCAAAACCCGCCUACUUCCUGUUCACAGCGGCGGGUGGGGUUGGUUAGAGCAACAUUUACCACAAGUAUGAUAGAUUAAGAGGCCUAUUUCAUAACGAUGUUUCCUACUGUGAAAUUCUUGACGCGUCUCAGAAGGAAAAGCACAGGUGGAAAUGGUAAUAUGAACGCUGCCUGCGUUCAGUUUCAGGGUCCUGGUUUUGUGCUCGCUGGCGUGGUUUACUGGGACGCCUGAACAGAACGGAGCCAUUGUUAAAGGAAAAGUUAAACACUUCUUUGCUUUCCUGCUGAGAGUUGGGCGAGACGCCAUUCUUACAUCUGUUUGUUUAACACGUAGCUCAAGCCAGGAGCUAGUUAUCUUAAAUUGGCGUGAAAAAUGUUUCUGUCGUGCUUAAUUCUGCUGCUAAUAACACGACAGAUUCCCCUAUAAAGACUUAUUUAAGUUUCAAUUUAAUAGUUUGGUGAAUGCAAUUAUUUGCUUUCUUGCCAAUUAUUCAUUUUCAGAUUGAUACGACUCUCACGUCUGUAAUGCUAAAUAUGAAGCUACAGCCAGGAGGCAGUAAACGUGAAAUAGCAGAAAGACUGUUUCUUACCCUGUAAAAUGCGAUUAUUUGCUCUCUUACUGAGGAUUAGACAAACAGAAGGAAACCUCUCUCACGGUUAUAUGCUAAAGAUGUAGCUGGAGCUAGCAGCCAGUUAGCUUAGCUUGGCAUACAGAUAGAAACAGGGAAAAACAGCUAGCCUAGCUCUGCCUCAUGGUACAAUCCACCUUGUAGCACCCUGAAAAUUCACUAAUUAACAUGUUUUAUCUUGUUUGUAUAAUUAGUACAAAAACUAAAAUGUCAAACUUUUCCUUUAAUGUUUUUACUGACACUUGUGCUUCUCCUUCUCUGACAAGUCAAAAUGUCUGCUGUGAAAAAAAAAUUUCUGAGCUGUGCUCGUAUAUCUCAUACUUUUAUGAAUACAUUUUCUUUUAGGAUAAAUUUGCCUUGUUCAUGUUGUGCAGAUUGGACUUAUUCUACCAGUCUGUUAUUUGUUUCUGCUUAUUAAUGCACUAAAAACUUAGUUUGUCCUUUUCAGUGUUCAGGGUUUAAACUGGCAUCUGAACCUUUUCACAGAAACAUAAAUGUUUCCAGCAUUUGUCAGAUGUGGAGAUCGAAAAUUUAGUUUUUAAAUACGGCCAAAGGUUUGCUGGUGCACUGUAGCUCUCAUUAAUACAAUUAUCUCUAAAGGAAUCGUUCCACAUUUGUGGAAAAAGACGUCUUUGAGAGUUAGAUAAUAGGAUUGAUACCACUCUUAUGUUUGUCUGUUUUGUAUAAAGCUGUCACCAGCAGCCUGUUAGCUUAGCUUAUUUUAGCUUAGCACAGGAAAAUGGAAAAAGGCAACAAAGUCCACCUACCAGCUCCUCUCAGGCUCACUAGUCAACCUGCUCUAACUUGUUUAAUUCAUACAAAAACUGAAGUGUAAAGUCGAUAAUGCAUCAUGUUACGGAGGCUCACAGUAAAUGAGGAACUGUUUCUUGGUGGGACACAGAGACUCGCUCGAGUCUCUGUGUCUCUGUCUUGUUUGGCAGGAAAUAAUCCAGCACAAAGCCACAAUUUGUCAUUUUGACAUCAGCUUUUGUACGAAUUAAACAAGAUGUUAAGAGUAAAUGAGCUUUAGAGGUGCUGCAAGGCAGAUUUUGCUGCGUGUGAACAGAGCCAGGCUAGCUAUUUACCUGUUUUCAGUGUUUAUGCUAAGCUAAGCUAAUCGGCUGCUGGCUCUAUCUACAUAAGAGUAGCAUCAGUCUUCUCAUCCCACUCUGAGCAAGAUUUCCCAGAACGUCAAACUAUUUCUUGAACAUAUGUAGAGAAACUUUUUCAGCUUUUAUCUCUGCAGCACGUCUCAUGAAAAGAGUUCAGACAAAGAGUCUGAGUGGAUUUAAACAUGUGACGCCUUUUUAAAAAUUUAAUCCUGAUGUUUCUUUAAUACAAUAUUUUGCAUUGACUAUUAAUGAUAAUAUGUGUAAAGAGCCUUUUUAAAGUGGAAGAUGAAAACGUGCUGUGAUAAUUCGUCAAAGGGAAAUUUCACAUGGUGACAUGUAGAAUGAACGCGUUAAUCCUGGACGCCGUGGAUUUGCACUGAUGAGCCUCAUGUGCCUUUUUUAAAUGUGAAUAUAUUUGCACUGUGAUGAAACCGAUAAAUAAUAAACCAAAAUAAGCAUU
Messenger RNA from Chelmon rostratus (copperband butterflyfish), 3934 nucleotides. It is a transcript of the gene gnsb, whose product is annotated as glucosamine (N-acetyl)-6-sulfatase (Sanfilippo disease IIID), b. Bases 149 to 1717 code for a protein of 522 amino acids. Gene Ontology annotation, biological process: glycosaminoglycan metabolic process. NCBI's taxonomy places the organism in Eukaryota, Metazoa, Chordata, Actinopteri, Chaetodontiformes, Chaetodontidae. The transcript has 13 exons. Gene Ontology annotation, molecular function: glycosaminoglycan binding; N-acetylglucosamine-6-sulfatase activity. The record is from RefSeq and is a predicted model, not a curated record.